Messenger RNA from Panicum virgatum (switchgrass), 864 nucleotides. Its product is annotated as profilin-like. Lineage: Eukaryota; Viridiplantae; Streptophyta; Magnoliopsida; Poales; Poaceae. Gene Ontology annotation, cellular component: cell cortex. The record is from RefSeq and is a predicted model, not a curated record. The coding region runs from base 173 to 568 and encodes 131 amino acids. The transcript is spliced from 3 exons. Gene Ontology annotation, molecular function: actin monomer binding.
UGAGCGGAGGCGAGGCGAGGAUGUGGACGGAGCGGCAUCGGCGAGCUGCGGCUGCUGCGCUCGCAUAAGUAGAGCAGAGGACCGAGAGGAGGAGGCAGCGGCGGCGACUGCGAGUCCAAGAUCGAGCGGACCGACGCAGACCGGGCCAGGAAAGCCGGAGGGAGGCAGCGGCAUGUCGUGGCAGGCGUACGUGGACGACCACCUGCUCUGCGACAUCGACAGCCAGCGCCUCGCCGCCGCCGCCAUCCUCGGCCACGAUGGCGCCGUCUGGGCCCAGUCCGACGCCUUCCCGCAGGUCAAACCUGAAGAAAUCAUUGCAAUAAUGAAUGACUUCAAUGAGCCAGGCUCUCUAGCACCCACUGGUUUAUACCUGGGUGGUAGCAAAUACAUGGUUAUCCAAGGUGAACCUGGAGCUGUCAUUCGAGGGAAGAAGGGACCAGGCGGAGUUACAAUCAAGAAGACCAAUCUAGCCAUAAUCAUUGGGAUCUAUGAGGAACCAAUGACUGCUGGCCAAUGCAACAUGGUUGUGGAGAGGCUUGGUGAUUACCUUGUAGAUCAGGGCUUCUAAACCCCAAAUCUGUAAUUUGUGGCAUCCGGGUUGUUUGUGUUUGCUGAAAUAUGCCAUCUAUCCCAUGAAUAACUAGCAAAUGUUUGGACGAAUACUGAACACCGGUGGUUCCUCGUUGUAUUGCAACAGCUUCGAACAUUCCAUGGGGCUUAUAUGUAAUCCUUUUUUUUUUUUGAGGAGGUCUAUCCUCUUACUGGAGCUUACUAUUUUGACGUCAGGAUUAAAAAACAGUUCAUCUGUACUCGCAAGCGUGGCAUGUCAUCUUUUCUCAUCGGUAUUCAGAUCAUUUAUAAGAA